Besnoitia besnoiti is the source of this 6510-nucleotide messenger RNA. RefSeq lists its product as uncharacterized. Bases 1 to 6510 code for a protein of 2169 amino acids. The record is from RefSeq and is a predicted model, not a curated record. Gene Ontology annotation, molecular function: DNA-binding transcription factor activity. Gene Ontology annotation, biological process: regulation of DNA-templated transcription. The transcript has 9 exons. Lineage: Eukaryota; Apicomplexa; Conoidasida; Eucoccidiorida; Sarcocystidae.
AUGCAGUGGUGCAGGCGGCAGGGCGGGCACGAGUUGAGCGAAGAGUACUUGCGAGCGCGGCCUACAUUCCGAGACGCCUCGUCUUCGCGCCACGCGAGCGGACAGUACGCCUCCCCCCCGCCCGUCUACGCGUUGCCCUCUGCGCGGUCUCCGUGGCUCGCGAAGGAGGGCGGUGCGGCGCCUGCAGGCGCGGGGGCCUCUUCGCUCAGCUCGCCAGGGGCGGGCUCCUGGCCGCUCAAGCCGCACGCGUACUCCUACGCAGACAUCCAAGAGGCCAUGGAGAGUCCCGUGGGCGUCCUGCGGAUCUCGCCUCCGCAGCUGAAGCCGCCCGGCACCGGGGACGACGACGACGAUCGGUCCAGCGCCACACUCCCCAAAGGCGCGGAAACGCUCUUCUGGUCGAGGGGACGCGGACUCUACUUCUUGCGGGAAACCGACAGAAACAAGGGAGAAGACCUCGAGGGCGAAGCUGGAUUCUGGGUCGCCGCCAGUGAAGAGGAAUACGGAGGAUAUGUGAUCCACCGGAAGUUCAGCGUCGCGAAGUUUGGGUUCGAGCGGGCAAAGAUGGUCGCGUUCCGCUGGUACAACGACCGCCACGAGUUUCGACGAGGACCGCUUGGACGCUCCAGAAACCGAGCCUCGCCUGAAGGCGCGGGCGCGGACAGGGAUCUUCCUCCGCGAGAAGCUCCGUUGGGCUCUUCUUUUUUCAGGUGGGACUCGGGGCGAUCCUCGCGUGUGGGUGGAGACGUCGGCGACAAGGCGGCAGUCGACGAGUCGAAGCCCGCGGGCGUCGAGAACCCGCGCCCCAAGGCCCGGCUGAUGGACACCAGUUGCCCCGUGCCCGGCGUGCGCUACGACUCCCGCGAUCGCGCGUGGCUGGCGACUUGGCACGAUGGGAUUCGGCAGUACAAGCGUUGCUUCAGCAUCAAGAAAUACGGGUUCGUGAAGGCCAAGGAGCUCGCGGUGCGCAUGAAGAUGAGUCUGAACGCCCAGAUGGGGACUCCUGCUCCGCCGGGUUCUGCGGCUUCGCAGGCCUCUCCUGCGGGGCCGUUUCCUUCGGCGUUCCGCGCGCAUUUUCUGCCGAGGGGCGCGCCGCCGUCGCGCCACGACUCGGCGCGCGGAGACACCGUGGCGGCGCCGGAGUGGCCGCGACCGCGGUCCGCGAGUGCUCUACCCGCGCCUUCGACUUUCGCCUCGCCGUCGGCGACGUCGGCGACGCAGGGCGCGCGCGACGACGACUGCGGGGGUUUUGGGCGCGACGAGGAGGGCGAGAGGCCCUCGGGGCGUCAGGGAUCGCUCUCUGCGUGUUUCACGUCGCUCAUCCGGAGCCUUGCGGGGGGGGAUCGAGGCGAGGCGGCGGCUGCCGGCGGGACUCGCGGACCUUUCGCCGGCGUAGACCGACGAGACGAGAAGGAGCGGCGAGGCUGCGAGGGCGGCGGCAGACUGUCUUACCGCAGCGUCGUGGAGAAUUUGCUGGCGAGCUUGUCGGAGGGCGGCGGCGGCUCGAGUCGCGGCCACCACCUCCUUCAAGGCGAGGACGGGGCGCUGGUGCGGAAGCAGCUGAUCGAGUUGCAGAGUCAGCUGGUGCGGCAGCUGUGGCGGGGCGGCCCGCGCGGCGGAAACGGGGCCCGUUUGCCAGCGUCGCCACUCCUCGGCAGCCGCGACGACGAGCUCGCCGCGGCGGCGCUUGACCUUGCGGAGAGACGCCACGGCGAGCGCGACCUCGUCGCCGGCAGGGGCGGCGGCCUCGGAGAGAGAGAGAGACACCAGGGCGACCGCGGCGGCGGCCGCCGCAAGGGCGAGACCGCCCCCGACGCGGAGAGCGGCGUGAACAAGAACGGGCGAGGGUUUGCCUCCCGAGGGGGUGCAGCCGACGCGCUGCUCGCGGAGCUCUCCAGCCCCCGUGCCGCCGAGGAGGUUGAGAGUUUCCUGCGGUCCCUGUCGAGUCAGUCACGGGAUUCGCUGCUGGACUCGCUGCGGCGCGGAGGCGCCGGCGAAGAACGCGAGCAGCGCCUCUCGGGGUGGACUGACGCCUGGAGAGCCUUCCUCGCGGCGCGGCGCAGCGGCGGCUCUUCUUCCGCCGCGGCAGAAGACCGCGAGGCGAAGGAGGCCGCGGCGGGGGGAGGGGGCUCGAAGCGCAGCUUUGCGGGCGCAGCGUUUGGCUGCGAAGACCGCAGGGAGCCGCGCGGCGACGCGGUUUCACCCAUUCUCGCGCCCUUCGGUCUCGACGAGCGCAACGGGGCGGAGGAACUGCGGGCAGCCGCUGCGCAGCGGCGUGAGCAGCGCCUCCUCGCGGACGGCGUGGAGAAGGAGACCGCGGGCGGCGAGGAGUGGCUCCCUCGCAGAGCCAAGGAGGAGUCGUUCUGGGGCGGCGCGGCGGGGCUGGGCAGCAGCGAGCAGAAAGGGGGCGGCGACGGCCUGGAGGCCGUCUCCCAGUCGGCGAAUGCCUCGGGGGGCGGUCUGGGGUCUCUCACGCCCUCGAGGCCAGCGUCGACGGGCGGUGAAGAGAAGGCGGCGGGCCCCCAGGACGACGCUCGAGGAGUCCGGCGAUUCGCCGGCGACGAGGCUCUCGAUAGAGACGACGAUAUGGGCGCCGACGCCUACGCGUCCUUCACGCAACUCACCAAGCGGGAGUGGGAACUCCUCGACUACCUGGACACCCUCGACUUCGAAACUGCCGACCUCGACGCCGUCAUGCCGCUCAUCAACCAAGUCCCGAAAGUCCGAGGUGUUUGCUUCGAUCGAAAGGGGCUCUACUGGAUCAGUCAGUGGCAUUCGCAGCAGAAGAAACACCGCGAGUGGUUUGGCGUCAAGCGCCUCGGAUUUCGCAAGGCCUGGGCGCUCGCCGUGUGCGUUCGCCGCGACGCGGAGAAAGUCGAAGACGAGCCGAUCGACUACCCGCGAAUUCCGGACUACGAGGAAGUACUGGGCGUGACCUACGCGCGCGGGCCCUCGGGGCGCUACUGGGUGGCGCACUUUGCGAAGACGCUGCCUGCCGCGUCGCCGUACUACCUGGGGAGCGUCGGGCGGAAGCUUUUUCCGGUCUCGGAGUCGAGUUUCGAAGAGGCCCGGCGGCAGGCUGCGCGGCUGGUCGCGCAGGCGCCGCUGCCGCGCGCGUUCUUCCUCGAUCCUGACCGCCGUACGACCUCGGCCUUCGAGUCCUCGCGCGCGGGCGAAUGCGCGCUCCCGACGACAGCCGCCGACCGGCAGUUCGUGUCGCGGAAGCGCCUCUUCAACGUCUUCACGUGGCUCAACGGCGGCGCCUCGUGGACGAACGUCCGCCGGUGGGCGCACGCCAAGCGCAUGCAACUCGCCGAAGAAGACUGGCCGGUUCAGUUCCCCCACAGCGGCAAGCUGACCGCAGACGCCUGCGGAGAAGGCGAGCGCGGCGACGCGGACGCGAGGAGCUUUGCGGGUGACGAAGGCGUCAAAAAGGAACACGGCUCAUCGGCGCGCCCGGACUGGUUGUUCGCCCCGGGCGCGAUCGGCGCGGAGAAUUUCUCGCCGUCUUCGGUGAGCGUCCCCAGCGGCGCGGUGGCCUCCGCGUCGAGUGUGACGCCGGCAGGCUCGCAGAAGCCGUUGCCGCUGUGUCACCCCGAGGAGACUUCGCAGUCGACGAAUCGCGAAGCGACUGAGGAGGGCGAGACGGUGAGUCCGGCUGAGAGUGUGCGUGGCGACGCGCGAGGAUUGGACGAGGAUCUGGGCGCUGGCGGCGCGGCUGGCAGCCGAGAAGGCACCGCGAAGGCCCGCGAGAAAGACGAAGGCGGAGGGGCGCUGCGUUCGGACAGGGAGGGAGGCGGUGUCGGCGCGGCAGGCGCGGCUCCGCUGGCGGGCGCGCGCGCAGGCUGCGAGGAAGAGGGGGCGGAAGAGCCGCUGUCGCCGAUCGACAUCGACUCGAUCGUCGCGGACGCCUACGAGAGCUUUUCGGACGAGGACGCCGCCGAGGCAGACGGGCUCGGCGGAGCAGGCAAGCAGAGCAGACGCAUUCGACUCCCCAAAAUUGGUGGCGUCUACUACAAGCGCGACGGCAACUACAAGGCGUGGGCUGCCAGCUGGCACAUACAGGGCAAGCGAACCCGCAGAUACUUCACCGUAAAGAAACACGGAUUCAUGAACGCGUACCUGAAGGCCGUGCGCGCGCGUCGCGAGGCCGAGCGGCACGAGGGCAUCAGCGUGAAGCAUCGCCACCACGCGUUGGUGGCUGGCGGCGGAGGCCAGGCAGCAGGCACCGCGUCGGGUGGCGCGGCGGCGCUGCCGGGAGACGACGACGCGCGGGGGGGGUUGCUCCGGUCGGCCUCGCUCGCGUCGUCGGCGGCCGGCUUCCCGCACGCCAUUGCGCGGUUGCUGCGAGACCGCGUGCAAGCGAACUUUUGGGGUCCGACGCCCAAAGGCGACGAGGACGCCGCCGACCGCCCCGGGGGGCACGGUGAGAAGGCGUGGCUGGGCGCCGCGGCGAACGGCUCCCCUCGCGGCGCCGAGGCGUACGCGCCCUCCGCGGUGAGGCGCGACGGAGGGGCCGCCGCGGAUGCGGGGGUCCCGCAUGCAGAGAAGUCUGGGCGGGGAGGCGACAGUGCGCGCGAGGCGGGCUUGCCUCCGCGUCGCGCAGGCGAAGAAGAGGCGCCGGGAGACGGCGAGGAGGACGGCCGCGGCGCGGCGGCGUUGCGGGUCGGAGGAAAUCUCCGCGGCGAGGCGCUGCUGCACUCCACUGCGCAGGUGUCUGUCCACCUCACCCCGCUGGAGCGCGUCGCGAAGGCUAUCGACAUCGACCUCGAGGAGCUGACCGACCGCAUCUGUCGGGCUGCGCGCGGGCGAGACGACGGCGAAGAGGAUGCCCUUUUCCGCAGCAGCAGUCGCGGCGUUGACGAAGACGAGGAAGACGAGCGAGCGUCUCACGACGACGCUCUCGCGCGACGACUCGAUGAGAAGGCUGCAUCCGCACACUCGGGGGUCUCCAAAAGCCUCGAAUUCGCCAUGGCCAGAGAAACCCUGGACGUCCUGCUCUCAGACCUGUACAGCGUGGUGUCAAAGCUGAGUGGAGCGGGGCGGUGGGUGGCGCUUGCGUCGCCCGCCAGCGCGUCUUCGGGGGAGCCGCUCACGGGGUCGUGGCUGGGUGAGGCGGGUGAGCAAAGCUCGAAGCGCGGCCGAGCAGAGGCCGACCUCGGCGGCGUCCGCGAGCGCGAGUCGGAGAGUGUGUCUCUGUGUGGAGAGGAGGUCGGCCCCUCGUCGACUUCGGAGCUCCACGUGAUUCUGCAGCUGGUAGUCAUCAAGCACUACCUGUCGAGCGUCCGCGUGGCGACCAAGGGCGAGCAGAUCGCGCCGCUGCUCGCGCUGUUUGAGCCUUGCAUCAAGCAGGGCUUGCUGCCACACCAGUGCUGCGUCUCGCGACUGCGUUGGCUGGUCUGCCAGCUCUGUCGGGCGUCGAUUCCGUGGCUGGACGAGAGGAACGUGCUUACCGAUGCCCUCCUCUACCGCCGCCUGGAGGAGCUCGCCGCCGAGGACGGCGACAGCGGCGGAGACGACGCAGACCUCGACGACGGCGCGCCUGCGCCCGCAGGCCUCAUCACGUUUUCCUCUGGCUUCGGCGACGGCGCUGGAGGCUCGAGAGGAGGUGGGGAGGCGCGCGUGGGUGACGCCCUUGCGCGGAAGUCGCGGCAAGCGGCGCUCGCGCUCAGCUUCCGCACAGACUCCGAGGAGGAAGCGAGCCCAGGCGAGGCGGACGACACCUGCCUGGCUGCGCUGAUCGAAGGCGGGCUGACGAAAGACGCGGAACCGAAUGGAGGCGAGACGCGCCGCGACGCCGAGAAAUCCGACGGCGUCUGCAGCGGUCUGCAGUGCGAAACGGGUGAGCCCCAGGGAGGUUUAAGCGAGAACGACGGCAGCGAGGUGCUGAGGUGCGCGCGUCAAAAGCUGGGCAGCGCGGCUCCCGCCGAGGACGCCUCCGGGUCCACGCAGAGCGCGAAGCCAGCAGGCAGAGGCAGAGUGCAGUGCGAAGAGGGGAAGGAGCAAGCGUGCUGUCUGCUGCUUUCCGCGUCGACAGCGCCGUCCAGUGCCGAGACCGCGGGGAAACUCAAGAACGCAACUCCCAGAGAGCGAUCCACAGAGCCCAAAGGCCGCGCGGACGACGCGCUGGCGCCCGGCUCGCCGCGGCAGCUCGCAGAGGAGGGCGCAGAGGAGUCUACUCACGGAGCCGAAGCGCGAGACCGCGCCAGUGUAGCCUUCGCGGAUGAGGUGAAGGCGGCAGGGCCGGUGCGGGCACCCGGCGACAGCGCGGAAGGCGAGAUGAAGGAAGGCGCGGCGCAGAGAUGCGUCGCGGCUGCUUUGUCACCUGCGUCCUCGAGUCGCGGCGCCAACGGAGACAUCUGUGCGGCGGCAGGCCUGGGCGCGUGCGAGCCUGGAGAAGAGGCUGGGGUGUCCAGCAGUCUCCUCGCGUCGCGCUGCGGAACGCCGGCGCCCGUCUCGGCUGCGACGCCCUCGGGUCGGUCGACGGUUUCGAGCGACGUGCCGGCCUAG